AUGCAUGCGCCGCGGCCAACAGCACGUGCCUCUUAUCUCCUUCCUCCUGCCUCGAUGUCGAGCGCGUUCUUCUACGGUACGCUGAUGCACCCGCGGAUCCUGACACGCGUGAUCGGGUCCGCGGGCGCGCACCUCCGGAUCGCGCCCGCCGUCCUCCUCGGCUACACGCGACACAAGGUGCGGUACGCGGACUACCCCGGGAUCAUACCCAACACCGACGAUGACGACGAGACGUGUUCGGUGCGGGGCACGCUCGUCACGGGGCUCACCCCGCGCGAUGUGCAGUUUCUGGACACCUUCGAGGGCAGCGAAUACAAGCGCCAGAAGGUGGCCGUCCACGUGCUCGCCGCCGCCGUCGCUUUGUCAGACUACACCAUGCCCGCCGCCGCGCCGGCCCCGCUGCCCGCCCGGGCCGCGCUCCCGGCGCCCGGCGAGGCGGAGACGUAUGUGUACAUCGACCGUGGCGGGCUGCUCCCGGAUGUAUGGGACUUUGCCGAGUUUGUGGCGGAGAACGCGUGGAAGUGGUACGACAGCCACCCCGACGAGGACGACGGAAUCGCAGAGGUCGAGCGCCGCAGGGCAGCAGGGACAACGGCUGUCAUAUAA
This is a messenger RNA of Mycena indigotica, 606 nucleotides long. Its product is annotated as Phosphoric monoester hydrolase. The transcript has 3 exons. Lineage: Eukaryota; Fungi; Basidiomycota; Agaricomycetes; Agaricales; Mycenaceae. Bases 1 to 606 code for a protein of 201 amino acids. The record is from RefSeq and is a predicted model, not a curated record.